This is a messenger RNA of Danio aesculapii, 8732 nucleotides long. RefSeq names its product probable voltage-dependent R-type calcium channel subunit alpha-1E (gene cacna1ea). The coding region runs from base 1 to 6729 and encodes 2242 amino acids. Gene Ontology annotation, cellular component: membrane; neuronal cell body; voltage-gated calcium channel complex. Gene Ontology annotation, biological process: calcium ion import across plasma membrane; chemical synaptic transmission. The transcript is spliced from 47 exons. The record is from RefSeq and is a predicted model, not a curated record. Gene Ontology annotation, molecular function: high voltage-gated calcium channel activity. Lineage: Eukaryota; Metazoa; Chordata; Actinopteri; Cypriniformes; Danionidae.
AUGGCUCGCUUCGGAGACGAUGUUCCCGGUCUGCUGGGAGCCGGGGAUGGGGGUUCGGAGCGCAGUCGGAACCGGGAUGCUCCGGCGGUAUCCACAGGUGGAGUUUCACCAGCCUUCAAACAGACCAAAGCGCAACGAGCACGAACCAUGGCCCUGUACAACCCCAUCCCAGUCCGACAGAACUGCUUCACCGUCAACAGAUCUCUCUUCAUCUUUGGAGAGGACAACAUCGUAAGGAAGUAUGCCAAGAAGAUCAUAGAAUGGCCUCCGUUUGAAUACAUGAUCCUGGCCACCAUUAUUGCUAACUGCAUCGUCCUAGCCUUGGAGCAGCACCUGCCUGGAGAAGACAAGACACCCAUGGCUAAGAGACUUGAAAAAACAGAGCCCUACUUCAUAGGAAUGUUUUGCUUUGAAGCUGGAAUAAAAAUCAUUGCUUUGGGAUUUGUAUUCCACAAGGGCUCUUACCUGAGGAAUGGUUGGAACGUCAUGGACUUUAUUGUCGUAUCGAGUGGGAUUCUGGCCACAGCAGGAGCCCACAUGAAUAUUUCAUUAGACCUGCGCACACUGAGGGCUGUGAGGGUAUUACGGCCCCUCAAACUGGUCUCUGGCAUUCCUAGUCUGCAAAUAGUUCUUAAAUCCAUAAUGAAGGCAAUGGUGCCAUUGCUUCAGAUCGGACUGCUGCUGUUUUUUGCUAUUCUCAUGUUUGCCAUUAUUGGAUUGGAGUUCUACAGUGGGAAACUCCACAAGCAAUGUGAAGCUGUAGGUAAAGAUUCUGAGAGAGUAGACUCACCUGAGUAUGAAUUUCCAUGUGGAAGCAAACUGUGUCCUCCUCAUUAUAACUGCUCUGGCUACUGGACAGGACCCAAUGACGGCAUCACUCAGUUUGAUAACAUCUUAUUUUCUUUACUCACCGUCUUCCAGUGCAUCACCAUGGAAGGCUGGACGACCAUCCUCUAUUACACCAACGAUGCCUUAGGCUCUACAUGGAAUUGGCUCUACUUCAUUCCUCUAAUCAUAAUUGGCUCCUUCUUUGUGUUGAAUCUGGUAUUAGGAGUCCUGUCAGGGGAGUUUGCUAAAGAGCGAGAGCGGGUAGAGAACCGGAGAGCCUUCAUGAAGCUCAGGAGACAGCAGCAGAUUGAGAGGGAGCUGAACGGAUAUCGGGCCUGGAUCGACCGUGCAGAGGAGGUUAUGCUUGCAGAGGAGAACAAGAAUUCAGGACCUUCUGCUUUGGAUGUGCUAAAAAGAGCUACCACCAUAAAGAGAAGAGGAGUGGAUGAUGCUCGAAGAGCUCCAGAAGAGCAGUAUGCUGACAUCUCAUCUCUAGGGAUGCCACUGAACAGAGCCAGCAUACGCAGUGCUAAAAGAGGACCAGCAUCCUAUUUCCGACGGAAAGAGCGACUGCUGCGGAUCUCCGUCCGCCGUAUGGUGAAGACUCAGACUUUCUACUGGACUGUUCUGGGUCUGGUAGCCCUCAACACUCUCUGUGUAGCCAUCGUACAUCACAAACAGCCACAGUGGUUAUCUAGUCUCCUCUACUAUGCAGAGUUUUUGUUUCUGGGUCUGUUUCUUACCGAGAUGUUUCUGAAGAUGUAUGGACUCGGACCCAGACUCUAUUUUCACUCCUCCUUCAACUGCUUUGAUUGUGGGGUUAUAGUAGGCAGCAUCUUUGAGGUGUUCUGGGGCUUCUUCAGACCUGGGACAUCCUUUGGGAUCAGCGUUCUUCGUGCCUUGCGGUUGUUGAGAAUUUUCAAGAUCACCAAAUACUGGGCGUCCCUGAGGAACCUGGUCGUGUCUCUGAUGAACUCAAUGAAGUCCAUUAUCAGUUUGCUCUUCCUGCUUUUUCUCUUCAUUGUGGUCUUUGCACUUCUGGGCAUGCAGCUCUUUGGUGGAAGGUUCAUUUUUGACGAGUACACUCCCACCAAUUUUGACACUUUCCCAGCAGCCAUCAUGACAGUGUUUCAAAUUCUGACUGGUGAGGACUGGAAUGAAGUCAUGUACAACGGCAUCCGGUCUCAAGGUGGCGUGAAGUCAGGGAUGUGGUCGUCUGUCUACUUCAUUGUUCUGACUCUGUUUGGAAAUUAUACGCUGCUUAACGUCUUCUUGGCUAUCGCUGUCGACAAUUUGGCCAAUGCCCAGGAGCUCACAAAGGACGAAGAGGAGGAGGAAGAGGCGUUUAAUCAGAAACAUGCCCUGCAGAAAGCCAAGGAGGUUGGGCCCAUGUCCUCUUUCAUGUCCUCAGAGAGAGAGAGGAGAAGGAGGUUGACCAUGUCAGUGUGGGAGCAGAGGACCAGCCAGCUGCGGCGGCACAGGCAGAUGUCCAGCCGUGAGAUCCUUUUCAGCAGCCCUAGUGAAGAGCAGGAUGGACCACCAGGCUGCCCUCUUCAACGGAAACCUGGACUAUCUCCAUCUGGCAGCAAGCGCAGAGGCACUGAGACCACUACAACCACAACCAUGCCAGAGGGUACCUUAGAGCCACCCAUGCCUAUGGACAUGCCUGUGGAUGAGCAAGCGCUAUCCAUUCCUAUUCCUGAACCCCCUUUAGCCAUUCCAAUUCCAGAGCCACCGAUGCGUGUGGACGCAUCCCUCCCUGAACCCCCAGUUACACUGAAUCUGCCCUUAACAGAGCCAUCUGAAUCAAAGACUUCACCCGAGGGCGCUCUGGACAUCAACAACCAUUGCCCUAGACUAAAUGGGAACAGGCGGCAGCGGGCAGUCCGUAAGCACAGGCCUCCUGCUAUGGGGGACAUGCUGACCCCUGAUAUGGGGCCCAGGCCCCGACGACCACGCCAUCGCGAGCUUUACACAGACCCCAGGGGUAAAGAGACUCUGCAAGGUGAUGAUGUUGAUAGUAAAGAACAAAAGCCAGGAAAUGAGGCUGAUGAAAAGAGUGAUGGAGAAAUCAGUCCAGAUGGCAAAGUGCUUGAACAGAGGCAGAACAAACCAAACAACACAGAAUCAUCCACAGAGUCCAAACCAGCAAAUUCCCCCCGCAAAAUCCCACCUCAGGACUCUGAACCUGCUACUUUACAGCUCACUGACAACACAUUGCAGCAGUCUUCACAGGGAACUACAUGUGCUGGUGAGACCGAUAACAAUAACCACGGGUCCUUGAAUCAGGAUAAGUCCUCCCUCAACACCAGCAUCGUGAUAGAGGUCACCGACACUCAGCCAUCCAUGGAGCUGACCUCCAUUACGGGUAAUAGUAAAGACGUGGAGAUCUCAAAGCCAGAGAAAGAAGAAGAAACCCCAGAUGCACCCAAAGGCCCUCCACCUGUCAGCAUGUUCAUCUUCAAACCCAACAACCCGGUCCGCAGGGCCUGCCACUACGUUGUCAACCUUCGUUAUUUUGAGAUGUCAAUCCUUCUUGUGAUCGCCGCCAGCAGUAUUGCAUUGGCUGCCGAAGACCCAGUCAACACUAAUUCGGACAGGAACAAAGUGCUGCGCUAUUUUGAUUAUGUAUUCACUGGGGUCUUCACAUUUGAAAUGAUAAUCAAGAUGAUCGAUCAAGGGUUGAUCUUACACUAUGGCUCCUAUUUCCGUGACCCCUGGAACAUUCUGGAUUUCAUAGUUGUGGUGGGAGCUCUGGUGGCUUUUGCUCUCACGAAUUUGAUGGGGAGUAACACAGGAAGAGACAUUAAAACCAUUAAAUCGCUGCGUGUACUCCGAGUUCUGAGGCCUCUCAAGACUAUUAAAAGACUUCCUAAACUCAAGGCUGUAUUUGACUGUGUGGUAACAUCACUGAAGAAUGUUUUCAACAUCCUCAUCGUCUACAAGCUAUUUAUGUUCAUAUUUGCUGUCAUUGCCGUGCAGCUUUUCAAAGGGAAAUUUUACUACUGUACCGACAGUUCUAAGGACACCGAAAACGAGUGCAAAGGUUACUACAUUGACUAUGAUAAAGACAAGAAAAAGGAAAAACGAGAGUGGAAGAGACGUGAUUUCCAUUAUGAUAACGUCGUCUGGGCUCUGUUGACUCUCUUCACCGUAUCCACUGGCGAAGGCUGGCCGCAAGUUCUGCAACACUCUGUGGAUGUGACAGAGGAGGACCGGGGUCCCAGUCAGGGGAACAGGAUGGAGAUGUCUAUCUUCUAUGUCAUUUAUUUUGUGGUGUUCCCCUUCUUCUUCGUCAACAUAUUUGUGGCCCUCAUCAUCAUCACCUUCCAAGAGCAGGGUGACAAAAUGAUGGAGGAGUGCAGUCUGGAGAAAAACGAGAGGGCUUGCAUCGACUUUGCCAUCAGUGCCAAACCUCUGACUCGCUACAUGCCCCAGAACAGACAGACCUUACAGUACAGACUGUGGCAAUUUGUGGUGUCGCCCUCAUUUGAGUACACAGUACUGACAAUGAUCGCCCUUAACACCAUCGUUCUUAUGAUGAAGCAUCAUGAUCCACGUCUUGAAGGCUAUGACGAUGUGCUCAAAUAUCUCAACACUAUUUUCACCGUUAUUUUCUCUGUGGAGUGUGUUCUCAAGAUCCUGGCUUUUGGUAUAAUGAAUUAUUUCAGAGACACGUGGAAUAUAUUUGACUUCAUCACAGUUCUAGGGAGCAUCACGGAAAUUCUGGUGGACAAAUUUCAGACUGGAAAAACUUUUAAUAUGGGCUUCCUGAAGCUAUUUCGAGCUGCUCGGCUGAUUAAACUCCUGCGUCAGGGCUACACUAUCCGUAUUCUACUCUGGACUUUUGUUCAGUCCUUCAAGGCUCUUCCAUAUGUCUGUCUGCUCAUCGCCAUGCUGUUUUUCAUCUAUGCCAUCAUUGGCAUGCAGGUAUUUGGCAACAUCAAGAUAAAUGAGAAAACCCAAAUCAAUGAACACAAUAACUUCAGGACUUUCUUUGGUGCACUCAUGCUUUUGUUCAGGAGUGCAACAGGUGAGUCAUGGCAGGAAAUCAUGCUAUCGUGUUUAGGAGAGAAGGAGUGUGAAAUUGACACUUCUGUCAACUCAACAACAAAGACGAUAAAACACGACUGUGGUACCGACUUUGCAUACUUCUACUUUGUCUCCUUCAUCUUCUUCAGUUCUUUUCUGAUGCUGAAUCUGUUUGUGGCUGUGAUCAUGGAUAAUUUUGAGUACCUGACACGUGACUCAUCCAUUCUGGGUCCUCACCACUUGGAUGAGUUUGUACGGAUCUGGGGAGAGUAUGACCGGGCAGCAUGUGGCCGUAUUCAUUACACUGAUAUGUACGAGAUGCUGACCUGCAUGUCGCCACCGCUUGGCCUGGGCAAGAAAUGCCCCUCCAAAGUGGCAUAUAAGCGGUUGGUUCUGAUGAACAUGCCAGUGGAUGAAGACAUGUCUGUCCACUUCACCUCCACACUUAUGGCUCUCAUACGCACCGCACUGGACAUUAAAAUUGCCCGAGGAGGUGAAGACAGAGGUCAGAUGGAUGUUGAACUGCAGAAGGAAAUCAGUGUCAUCUGGCCGCAUCUCUCACAGAAAUCUCUUGAUCUGCUUGUACCCAUUCAUAAAGCCAGUGACAUGACCAUUGGGAAGAUCUAUGCAGCCAUGAUGAUCAUGGACUACUACAAGCAGAACAAAGCGAAGAAGCUCCGUCAGCAGCUUGAGGAACAGAAACACGCACCAAUGUUCCAACGCAUGGAUGCAUCCUCGCUGCCGCAGGACAUCCUCUGCAGUGCCAAGGCUUUGCCAUUCCUGACCCACAGUGCAGGAUCUGCCCUCACUCGAGGUGGGUUUGUGGCACUGAGUCCCAUCUCUCCCCAAGAUCUCUUCAUGCAGCCCAUGACCCAAGACAGCAUGGAGGAGAGGGAGGAAUACCAACACCAGUAUCACCUGCAGAGCAUGGUGCCUGAGCACAAAGAAUUUAGCAGUGUGAUGUGCCCCACUAGCAUGCAGGCUGAUCCUCUGCAAGUGCCAGGAAGAGGCGUCUCUAUCCGAGCCUCUUCCAUGCCUCGCCUGGCGGUAGAGCCACAGGCAUCUUCAGAGAGCAAACUGAUGAAACGCUCAUUCUCCACCAUCGGGGAUCAGUGUGUAAAUGGUGACUGGCAGGAAGAGUUCUCUCUGGAGAGAGUGAGUCCCGACCGGCUGGAGAGACCCAGGCAAAGAAGUUUCAGAGGUGUCAGGUCAAACCUGCGGGAGCCAGUGGACAAAGAGAGAGGACGGUCUAAAGAACGAAGACACCUGCUAUCUCCAGAUGUUUCUCGCUGCAACUCAGAGGAAAGGAGUCAGUCUCAGGAGAGACGUCAUUCUCCAUCUCCCAGUGAGGGGAGGAAGCACACAGCUCUCAGACAGGGAAAUAAUACAGGCAGCCCUAUUGCCUCCACGUCUGAUUCAGGGACGCCUCGAGGACGGCGCCAACUCCCACAGACACCUUCUCGCCCUCGGCCCCAUAUCUCCUACUCUCCUUUAGUGUGCCGUGCCCAUCCCGUACCAGGGGAUGGUCUGUCACGAGCUCCACCCACAGAGGAAGGAGAGGAGCCCACUGCAACUGGUCCAGGCACCGCCAUGGCCCACUCUACCCCUCACCGCUACAUCUCAGAGCCCUACCUGCCACUGCAGGAGGACGUCAACAGUCCAGACUCUAGUGGUGUGGAGGAGACUCUCACUUUUGAGGCUGCAAUAGCAACUAGCCUGGGCCGCUCUAAUACCAUUAGCUCGGCGCCACAGCUACGCCACUCCUGGCAGGUGCCUAAUGGACAUUUCCGCAAACGACUAGCACAAGCCACAGCUGGGACGUCUGGCUGUGAGCUUCUCAGUGACACCGAUGAAGAUGACCGCUGUUAGGGGCAAAUUUGGUGUCACCAUAAGGGGCUGGAUUGAUGCCUCUGAACUUUGUGCCUCAAUCCAAGGAAAAUAUGCCUGUGUGUGUUUAUUUGUGUGUCUGUGAAUGUGGAGAUGUGUGAAACGCUGAAAUGAUCAAGUCCUAGCAUGAGCACACUGUGGUUUAGGAUCAGGUUUGUGCCCUUACUCUUUUUUUGGGCCAUUCCCAAAUGUGCUCAGGUUUCCAACCUUGACAUACUGAGACACCCCCAUCAGCAGAAGACAUGAAAAAGGCAGUGUUUACAUGGUUCUUUCCUAACAUAGUAUACAUAUAUAUAGCAACGUACAUGUAAAAACGAUGUCUUCUUGAUUUUCAGAGGCUGAUGGGCAGAGAGCAGAUGCGUAGCCAGAGCUUUGGCAUCCAGAUGGUUUAACUACCUGUGUUGUUGGUUCAUUUAGGAGGUACACACUCAUGCACACACAUAUCAAAUACACACACUCAGACCACAGGCAACGAUGUUCAGUCUGUCUAUGACAGGAGGUAAAAAACCCCUUUAACUGCAUAUCAAAAUAAUGACUGACAUUCCAUGAAGGGAACGGAGAUGUGAAGGGCCUGAUGAAUAGUGCAUGACAUUUAAUGCAAGUGCAUCCAGGUGAUGUCCUGGCCUUUAACAAUAGAGUCCAUAUAGAGGACUCGUGUAUAUAUGUAAAUAUUACAAAUCCAGUAUAUGUACUGAGAAGUCUUAAAGCCAUGUUUUCUGUAAAGAGCCUAAAUUGUCUUAAAGAUGUUAUCUUUUGUGACAUGAUGAUCCUGUCCUAUCUAUUUGUAAUGCAGACUAUUUGAAAUGGAUAUGAUUCACAUGCUCCAUGUUAUUUUUGUUUAGACUUUAGAUUUUUGUCCAAUUUCUAUUUUUUAUAUCAAGGCAAAUCCAAAUAUUUCUUGGCCCUUAGGAAAUCUUCAAAAUGUCUCUUUUAGGUGAAUUUCGCAGAGCAUGUCAGGGUCACUAUUUCACUCCAGAAACAUGAGGACAUGUUUUGACAUGGAAAAUUAUGCUCAUUUAGUUAUUAUAUAUUUUUGCAAUGCAACAUGUAUUAUUUUAUUUAUACAGUAAAUGCAGAAAACAAAAUAUGCUGUAUAAGUAAGUAAUGUGUAUUUAUUCAUUAAUUUUCCUUUCGACUUAGUCCCUCUAAUAAUCUAGGGUUGCCACAGCGGAAUGAACCGCCAACCUAUCUAGCAUAUGUUUUGCGCAGCGGCUGCCCUUCCGGCUACAACCCAUCACUGGGAAACAUCCAUACACACUCAUUCACACACACACACACACACUACGGACAAUUUAGCCUACCCAAUUCACCUGUGGGGGAAACCAGAGCACCUGGAGGAAACCCACGCGAAGACGGGAAGAACAUGCAAACUCCACACAGAAAUGCCAACUGACCCAGCCGAGGCUCGAACCAGCAACCUUUUUGCUGUGAGGCGAUCUUGCUACCCACUGCGCCACCGUGCAGCCCAUGUGUUUUUAUAUAGCGCAUUUAUUGUGUAUGGUCAUACACCCAAAGCGCUUCACAAUCAUUAGGGAGGUCUCUCCACACCACCACCAGAGUGCAGCAUCCACUUGGAUGAUGCGACUACAGCCACAGGACAACGCCACCACCCACCAGCUAUUGGUGGAGUGGAGAGACAGUGAUAGAGGAUGGGGAUGAUUAGGGGGCAAUAAUCGUAAGGGCCGAUGUAGGGAAUUUGGCCCCCUGCUGGCCUGACUAACACCACUUCCAGCAGCAGCCUAGUUUUCCCAUGAGGUCUCCCAUCCAGGUACUGACCAGGCUCAUCCCUGCUUAGCUUCAGUGAGUAACCGGUCUUGGGCAGCAGGGUGAAAUGGCUGUGAGCUAUUGCAAAAUAAAAGGGUGCGUACUAUUAUUCUUAUGAGAAAAAACAUCUGUAUUCGUUCACUGUAAAACCUGUUAAGUUAAUUGUCGCAAACCAUUUAAGAUUUAUAACAAUAUGGUUUGAGUACUAAAAACUAUUUGAU